Molecule: messenger RNA, 2871 nt
Organism: Dromaius novaehollandiae (emu)
Lineage: Eukaryota; Metazoa; Chordata; Aves; Casuariiformes; Dromaiidae
Gene: RNF14
Product: ring finger protein 14
Exons: 8
Coding region: 143-1567 (474 amino acids)
Biological process (GO): positive regulation of proteasomal ubiquitin-dependent protein catabolic process; protein polyubiquitination; ubiquitin-dependent protein catabolic process
Cellular component (GO): ubiquitin ligase complex; cytoplasm
Molecular function (GO): ubiquitin conjugating enzyme binding; zinc ion binding; ubiquitin protein ligase activity
Source: RefSeq, a predicted model, not a curated record
AAAAGUUUAUGACCUCCAGUUCUCCCAGAGGAAUGAUCAGGGUCUCUGCUCUGGCUCUACUAACGUGGCUGUGCUUGUCACUGGGCAGUAGUAAAUAAAAAGCUGAUCUUGUAGAGUGGUGUUAACUCCACAGAAAACUUAGAUGUCUUCAGAAGAUAAAGAAGCUCAGGAGGAUGAGCUGCUAGCUUUGGCUAGCAUUUAUGAUGAAGAUGAAUUUAAGAGAGCAGAGUCUGCCCAAGGAGGAGAAACAAGAAUUUGUUUGGAGUUGCCCCAAAACUUCAAAAUUUUUGUGAGUGGCAAUUCCACAGAAAGCGUCCAGAACAAUGGGUUUGAAUACACAGUUUGCUUUUUGCCUCCACUUGUGCUGAAUUUUGAACUCCCACCAGAUUACCCAUCAACCUCCCCACCUGUGUUUACCCUCAGUGGCAAAUGGCUCUCCCAAGCCCAGCUCAGUGCUCUUUGCAAGCAUUUAGACAACGUCUGGGAAGAGAAUCGAGGCUGUGUGGUCUUGUUUGCCUGGAUGCAGUUUUUGAAGGAGGAAACACUGAGUUACCUGAAUAUUUCCUCCCCGUAUGAGCUAAAGAUGUGCCAUCAAGGAAAUGGGCAAAGUAGGACACCUUUGGUUCCUGUAGAUGCUGAGAAGGAUUGUGGUGGUGCAGCAGGCUCUGUGGCAGCUGAGGGAGAUAACAUUGAUGAAAGAGCUGUACAGGACGUGGAAUCUUUGUCAAGUCUGAUUAGGGAAAUCUUGGACUUUGAUCAGGCUCAGAAGAGGAAAUGCUUUAACAGUAAGAUGUACUUGUGCAAUAUCUGCUUCUGUGAGAAGCUGGGCAGUGACUGUAUGUACUUCACUGAGUGCAGCCACGUGUACUGCAAGGCCUGCUUGAAGGACUACUUUGAAAUACAGAUCAGGGAUGGUCAGGUCCACUGUCUCAACUGUCCAGAACCAAAGUGUUCUUCUGUGGCUACUCCUGGCCAGGUUAAAGAGUUGGUUGGAGAGCAGUUGUUUGCACGUUAUGACCGCCUGCUUCUGCAGUCUAGCCUGGACUUGAUGGCAGAUGUCGUGUAUUGCCCUCGUCCAGGCUGUCAGACACCAGUCAUGCAAGAACCAGGCUGUACCAUGGGCAUAUGUUCCUGUUGCAACUACGCUUUUUGUACUGUCUGUAAAAUGACUUACCAUGGAGUGUCUCCGUGUAAAGUCACUGCAGAGAAAUUGAUUGAUUUACGUAACGAAUAUCUAGAAGCAGAUGAAGCAACUAAAAGAUUUUUGGAACAGCGUUAUGGCAAAAGAGUGAUUCAGAAAGCCCUUGAGGAAAUGGAAAGUAAAGAAUGGCUAGAAAAGAACUCAAAGUCUUGUCCUUGCUGUGGUACUCAUAUAGAGAAACUAGAUGGUUGUAACAAAAUGACGUGUACUGGCUGCAUGCAGUAUUUCUGCUGGAUUUGUAUGGGUUCUUUGUCAAGGGUGAACCCGUAUAGGCACUUCAAUGAUCCAUCUUCCCCAUGCUUUAAUCGAUUGUUUCAAGCUAUGCACAUCGAUGGUGAGUUCUGGGAUGCUGAAGAUGAAGACUAGUAACUCUUCUCUAGCAACAAAAGCUGAAGAAACCAGACACAGAUGCUGUCCAUUUUUUUGUCAAGUUUUUUUUGCUUUUCAGUUCCGUUAAUAUGAUAAACGAAUGAUACUACUUUGCACUGCAGGAUACUCUCACAGCUCUUCAGAGGCUGCUGUCAGGACCAAAGGAGAUCAUUUUGCCCAUCCAGUGGUGACUUAAGGCCCUAAUAAGCAUGUCUAAUGAUAAAGAGAAAUACGACCAGCCAGAAGUUUAAAAAUUACUGAAAAAAGUGUACCAAGAGGUGCCCCUUUUUUGAAAAAAAAGUUAACUUGCCAAAUCAUAGAAAUAUUUUAGGGUUUCCUCCAGGGAGAGUGGCCUUUCAGGGAUCUUGACUUUUACCCAUGUGCUUUUUGGGGCAGUUGUAUUAUAGCUGUAAUGUUCUUUCUGGAGCUUUAUAGUGAUGCUGCUUGGACAAGGAAAGCUUACCGAAACAACACAGAAGGUUCUUCUGUAUUCAGCAUUUGAGCCUGUUGCUUCUAUAGCAUUUCCUCACCUGUUCCUUUGAAAAACAGCUCAUUGCUCUGGCACUGAUACUUUCAACAAUGAUGGUAAAGUUGGUUAUCCCUAACCCCCUUUUUGCUGGCUCUAGUGCCUGGGUCAUUUACUGAAUGGUGUUGCAGAAUAUGACCAACAGCUGUUUCCUGACAUCUGACUCAGUUUGGUGACUGAUCUCAAUGUUGCUGUCAUACUAACUAUAUUGCCUCUCUUAAUUUUGACAGUGAGGAGUGCUAAAGCGAUGAAUAGAGUCUGUGGCCAGUGAGAGAAUAAAAAGAAUGAAUCUCAAAUCGUGAAACACAUUUUUAUGGAUAUGCAGUCAAGAUUAACUUGAUUUCUUCAAGAUACUGAAAAUCACCUUUUCUUGCUUCUCGGAUGGUGAAGUAACCGAUUUCUUACCAAGUCUUCAUCUAUGGAAUUUGAUUAGUAGAUAGUUCUGCUUCUGGACUAGAUUCAUUAUUUUCACUGUUCUUGCCCUUCAGAAUGUGUCAAAAAACCACAAAUCCUUUCCCCUAGGAGCUCAAUAAGUAGUUUUGUGAGCAUGAAAUUAAUUAUUGGAGGGAACCACUUUUUUUUUUUUUUUUUUAAAGAAAUUUUUCCACCUGCAGAAUGGUCUAAAAACUUGUUUAAAAAUUAAAACUGCAUGUACUGUGUUGAGAACAAGAAAAAGCAGGGUCUGGAUAACUCAGGAGCUUGAAAACUCUUCAGACACUCAAGGUGAACACUUCUCGCCCACUUUUGAUUGAUAGUAAAUAAAUUUCUACUCGGA